CGGUGGAAUCGAAGUUGGGAGGUCUUUAUGCAAGAUCCCGGGAAUGUUAUUUUGAUGUAGGCGGGUGGAGAACCAAGCCAAGGCCUCCAUGCUUCGUACCAUGUCGAUUUCCAAACCAUGGGUGCUCGUACUCGUCAUACAGGUGGGAGGGAAGGAGAUGGACAAAACUGACAGCUCCUGCACUCAUGCCCCCGCUGUUAUGGAAGCUGGGAAAUGCUGUUAUAAAAGAGAAGACAACUUGACUUGUACGUUGAUGGACAUAUAUCGAACAUAUAUAGUUUGCGUUCCACAAUGAUGAUGACAGCUCGACUCCCGGGAGAGGCCGAGAGAGGCAGGAAUUGUGACAGACGGUGGUUCGCCGAGAUCGCCGUGAUCCAACUACGAACUUGUGAACGGUAGCGUCUUUAAAUAUAUGCUAUUGGAGCUGGAAUUACCGAGGACGGGAAAAAAGUGCAUCUAUAUGCCGCCGAGGGCCUCCGUGAUGUGGCUAUUUGUUCACGAGGCUCCGGAGCUCUGCGGUCUGAUAUCACAUUCUCAAAUUAUGGAGAAAUUGGUCAUGGCUUAACAAGAAUGACACACCCUUUGUGGGACAAAUAAAUAGGGGAGAAUUGAACAUCUCCAUACAAGAUUUGGAGCCCGGCGAGGACAGAAGAUCAACGCAAUCAUGACUGCAAUCACGACUGCAAUCACGACUGCAAUUUCUGCUAUCAUCAUCCUACUCUUACUGAUCGGUGUUUGCCCUACCGCAUCACAGGAUGAAAUUGGCUUAGACAACCUUGGCGUCAGUGACAGUAUCGCAGGGGCAAACGUGAACACAACAACAUUUCUGACACAUGGUGACAUUGCCCCCAAUUUACAAAGAAAUGCAGUUCCUUGCACAAGAAGAGGAUGCAAAUGGCCUAAGUGGGGAAGACGCGUCUAUGUGCCUGUCACUAUUUCAUCCCGAUUCACCAGCCAAGAGCGCAGAACAAUCAUUCGUGCUUUAGUGAGUUUUCAUCGGAGCACAUGCAUUCGCUUUAUGUGGAAACGCAGUUGGCAAAAAACCUAUCUGCACUUUUUCUCUGGAUCUGGGUGUUGGUCAUACCUUGGUCGUCAAAGGGGAAGGCAGCUAGUCUCUUUGCGGAAAAAUGGCUGUGUGCGCCAUGGCAUUGUGCAACACGAGGUUCUUCACGCUCUUGGAUUUCACCAUGAGCAAGUUCGGUCUGACCGAGAUGCUCACGUCAGAAUUUUGUUUCAGAACAUAAUUUCAGGAUUUGAAAGGAACUUUCAGAAGGUGAACACCAACAACUUGGGUACUCCCUAUGACUUUGACUCCAUCAUGCAUUACAGCAAAUUUGCCUUCUCCAAAAACAGACAACCAACUAUUGUCGCUAAAAGAGACCCUGGCCGUAUGUUUGGUCUUUCAUCAAGCAUGACUCGCAAUGACAUCGCACGUGUCAAUGCUCUAUAUCGAUGCCGUAGGUAUUAAAAUCAAAGUUUUGUGCAUGACAACGAUGUUUUGGAUCUUCACCUUUUUCUUCCAUGUUUUGAAUCAUUUUAAAUGAUUGUUAACCUGAACUUUGCUCAUGUUCAUUUGGGCUGAAAACAUUACGUACAGAAUAUUACUUUUUUUCUGUAAUCUUUGUAAAUUCACGCUAACACUAAUUACACAAGCUUUGAGCAUCAGUUCCAUUGUGAUAACAAGCAGAUUUCAUAAUCAGCUUUAAUAUGCCAUUUGCUCCUCUGACAAUAUAACUAGGUGUGCAAUGAAUGUAUUGUACGUGCCGUGUGAAGUAGGUAUAUUUAUAGUGACUUCAAUGUAAACCGUGUGACCUAAUUCGAAUGACUUUUGUCCCAGUUUUACAAGAAUUACUGGAAUUGAUUUGUAUCUUCUACUCUUAGUUUUAAGGAAUAUCAUAUGUAAUAGUAAACAUUUUUUAGACAGUUUUAGUCAGUAAAGAUAUCAUUCAUGCGUGAAUAAGGCAAUUUUGGAAAACUAUUCUAACUAGUAUAUUAGAAAAUUAAAGCAGAGAACAUGGUAAUUUAAAAAUCUUGU
Molecule: messenger RNA, 2035 nt
Organism: Corythoichthys intestinalis (scribbled pipefish)
Lineage: Eukaryota; Metazoa; Chordata; Actinopteri; Syngnathiformes; Syngnathidae
Product: low choriolytic enzyme-like
Exons: 11
Coding region: 665-1468 (267 amino acids)
Biological process (GO): proteolysis
Molecular function (GO): zinc ion binding; metalloendopeptidase activity
Source: RefSeq, a predicted model, not a curated record